UAUUUAUGUUAUUUAUAAAUAUCUCUAUGUUAACGGACUGCAGGAUAGGUGAGAUAAAAUGUGUCACUCAGAGGUUUCUGAGGCCUGCUCGUCCAUCAGACUUGAAAGUGUCCACCACCCGAGUCUCACUGCGGCAGCUGGCGCUCUGACAAUGACUUGAAUGCUGAUGAUCGUGGAGAUCAACAAAGCAGACAAGGAGAGGAGGAGAUGAAACGCUUCCUGAGAGCUGAGGAGCAUGGAGAGCUGCUGACAGACUGCAGGGAGCUGUCACACAACCACACCGCCUCCUCCUCCUCCUCCUCCUCCAUCACCUCCUCCCCCCCAGCCCACAGACAAGCGGCCCUGUCCUCGCUCCAGACCCGGGGACCAGGCGGCGGGUCGGAGCCGAGGAGAUCCGCACUGAAACGCAGCCGAGGCGGCCAGGACGGACGUGAGGACCCGGAGGGGGCGGCGGCGGAUCAUCCAGCGGCUCCUGCAGCUGAGGCGGGUCCGGGGAUCGGUGUUCAGCGGCAGCUGCAACCUCAAGGACGCCGCGUCGGAGGACCAGAAGGUGUGGAGAUGAUUUCAGCGGUCGGCAGGGAUGCGGUCGGAAACAAUAACAACAGCGGCAUCUCCGAGGCGACUGCGGCCGCUCCUCCUGCGGUCAAAGGCAAGGAGGAGAGGAAGGGCAAGAACCUGAUCCGGGGCUGGAAGAGGGACCGGGACCCCACCGCUCCUCCUGCCCGGAUCAGGAAGGAGAAGCCCGGUGAUGAUGGCCCAUCUCCUCCGCUUUCCGUCUUUCUGCCGGAGCAUCACUUGGGCCCCGGACACUGCCUCGGCCCCGUGGCGGAGUCCCGGUUCCCUGCGGGAGAAAACCUCAACAUCACCGGUGCCUCCGGUAAACCAGCGCCGGACUGUGGAGUAAAGAGCGGCGGAGGAGCUAUUGUUGUCAGGCGGCUGCACGACGAGCCUCCGGCGGCCAAGAAACACAGAGGAGCCGAGAAGAUGGACCCAAUGUUUACAAUGCCAGCCCCCCCGGCUCCAGGCCAUGUCGGGGCCCCUGGAUCGUCCCUGCCCUCAGUCCCUUCAUUUUCCACUCCAGCCCUGCCCACUUCAAACCCAAAGCAGCUUACAGUCAGGACGCGGUCCGUUGGCACCAACACGCAGGAUGGCGGGAUUUCAGGAGCGCCGGAUGGUGACCCGGCCUUCUUAGGACCCUGUCAGCCCGGGACCAGCGUCAACUUGGAGGGAAUCGUGUGGCACGAGACAGAAGAAGGUGUGCUGGUGGUGAACGUGACUUGGCGAAAGAGGACCUAUGUGGGAACUCUGUUGGACUGCACCAAACACAACUGGGCUCCUCCAAGGUUUUGUGAGUCUCCUUGCAGUGAUCCUGAAUUCCCAGGUGGCCGUGGACGAGGUAAACGGAUGAGAAUGGCCAUGUCUGAGCGGUCCUGCAUAGAAACGUCCCGCGCCCCUAAAGUCAGGGGUCUUUCACACCACAGGAGCCGUGGAGGCGGUGUGGCAGGACCCAUCCACAGCAAGGGAAGGAGGGGCAGCCUGAAUCUCAUCAACAGCAAUGGCCGAGCACCUCCUUCCUUCUUCACGGUCGAUGAUGUUAGAGCCACCAAUGUGAGCUCCAAUAUCCCCGCUGGGAAGCGAAAGAACAAACCACCAGCUGACUUGGACCUUAGUCUUGUUUCCUCAGAUGACAUUAAAAAUGGGAAUGGAAAGAGGAUCCGAGCGAAAUCCCGGAGUGCCCCAUCAACGCCGUUGGGCAAAUCUGAUCCAUCUUUCAUGGAUCCAGGAGGAGGCUGUGCUUCCUCUCCUCCCCCACCAAUCCUCAUUGACUGCCCCCAUCCAAACUGCACUAAACGCUACAAGCACAUCAAUGGCCUGCGCUACCACCAGACACACGCACACCUGGAGGUGGAGGAGCAGAGGAAGCCUGAACUAGGUCCCUCGAAGGAUGGAGAGAGUGAGGAUCGACUAUCAGACUGCGAGGACAACAUCGGCAACGUGGCAUAUGAGUCCCCAGAGAACAGCACAAACACUCACAGCUCCUCAAAGAAACCUGCUCCUCUCUACAAGGUGACUACAGUGGGGUCUCCUAAGAACAGACGGUUACUCCUCAGCACUGACCACAGCCCCACAGCCAGCUCCAAAACCAGAAGAACCUCACUCCUGAAAGACGGUCUGAUUGAUGACCUCAGCAAUCUGCCCAUUAUCUCCAACAUGACAGUGGUUUUAGAGAACUGCAUGGUCCCAGACAGAAGCUCCUCUGUAGAGAUGCCCAAACUGGAAGCAGAAGGACUGAUUGAUAAAAAGGGAAGUGUAUCCGAUAAAGGUAAGAAGGCCAACGGAAAGGUGGAAAAACUGUCCAAGUCCAGGACUAACCGUCCAAUCGCUCCAGCUCCUGCUCCACCAAAGCUUAUUGCCAUACCCAACACGACAUAUCCGACUAGUACAGCUGAUGUUGCUGCGCCACAACAGCCUUCCCCAGUGGCUGCCGUAGGUCUCACCAGUAAAAAUAUUUCCCUAAAACCCAUUAAACCAAAGCUUAGUAUCGUAGUGGAGCCAAGCCUUGUCAAAGCCACAAUGGUCACUUGCAAAGAGACCAGGAAAAAGGAAAAACGGAAGCUAAAGGAUAAACAUAACAAAGAUCCAGCAAACAGGACUCCCAAUGGUGAUAGCAGUGUGAUCAAAGUGGAAGAUGUUGGAAUUGGACCUAAAGGGGGGAUUAAGGAAAUAUCUGGAAGCCUUCUGAAGGAGCACCUUAGUAAACAGGAUGUAAUAAACGGACUUACAGAGAGCCAGGAGAGCAGGAUGGCUAGCAUCCGUGCAGAGGCCGAUAAGGUCUACACAUUUACAGACAAUGCCCCCAGUCCUUCUAUUGGUGGUUCAUCGAGACUUGACUCGAGUCUAGCAGGAGAUGGCAGCAGCAAGAACGACAGCCCUGCCUACUCCGAUAUCUCAGAUGCCGGGGAUGAUGGGGGGUCUUCAGAAUGUCGCUCAGAAGGGCUCAGAUCCAAGUCCAGCUCCUCGUCUUCCUCUGAGGUGAGCACCAUUAGCAUCCAUGCUAACUCUGGUAAAACCCCUCCUACAGCUUUGAAGGAGCCCCAGUCCCCAUACUACCACAGCUACGAUCCCUACUACCUGCAAGGUUACAUGCAGCCAGAGAGGCAGAGCAGCGGGGCUGUUGCGUUUCACAAAAAUUCUCCUCACGACAGCAAAGGGAAAGACAAGAAAGAGGAAAUAAAAGACGAUGACAAAAACUUCUCCCAUGAGUUCACAGAUCCGAAGAAAGGUGACGGGUCACCUCAGUCUCAGCUCCAGCUGGCUAUGAGUCAGACCCAGACGGCUUUGGCUCAGUCUCUAUACUAUGGCCAGUACUCCAGAGGAUUGUACAUGGACCAGAAACUUUUACUGGGCUCCAAAUGCUGUGAUCAGACCCUCACUGCCAAGCAAAGGGGACAGGGGGUAAGGGACAGUGAGGAUGUUAAACAUUUGGUUGGAGUUUCAGCCAGUGGAGCCAUGCUAGGUAAAGGUUCAGAUGGUGCUAAAGGUUGCUGUGCCAAACCGGUGCUUUCCUAUGUGGAAAUGAGUGAAAGGGGAGAAAGGGGGCAGAGUCUGGGUGUAAAGGUGGUGCACAGUGGCCUGGUGGACCAGCACCAGGUCUCCAUGAAAGACUGUGAUGACAUCAAGUCACCCUCCUCCUCUUCUUCAUCCCUCCACAAUCCAAACAGUCAGACAGAUCUGGACUCUAAUGUUUCGUUUUCCAGUUCCCCAGACGGCCCCUCCUGGGUGCACCGCCUCGCGUACAGCAAAUAUUCAGAGCUACAGAGUCAGCACGGGGAGAAGGUUGAGGAGGGGGAAGCGGGCAGUGGGAAAGAAUGGGGAGCUACCGUGGAGCCUGCUGGUGACAAGAUGACCUCAGGUGGUGUUGGCGUAGAUGCUAACAAAUCCAGCGGUCAUGGGCUCCACGAUUUCCCACCCAUCAUUGACACAGAGGAUUCAGACCGAUACGAGGGGCUGGAAGACCAGGAUCAGGAACCAAUAGGAGGGCUGUCAGAGGAGUCCCAGAAUGCUAGGGCGGCAGUGUCUCCUCCUAUGACCCCCCAGCAGCCCUACAUCCAGUACCAGCAUUCUUCCUAUUCUCCCUACAUGGCGAUGUGUGAGGGCGCCGGGGGCUCCUACAGGGGAAUGUCCCCAACCCUGGUCCAGAAUUACCCAGGUUUCCACUACCCUCUGUACGGAAAGACGGCAGGCAGGGAGGAGUCGGAGGUGACUCCACCCGGCAGAGGAGAAACGGCGAGCGGCAAGCUGAUCGGCGAGUCGUCAUCCUCCUCUUCCUCCUCCUCCGGGGAGCUCCUGCAGCAGCCGAGCCAUCACUUCCAUGGAAAAUCCCCUGCUCCUGGCGAGAAGGGUUCACCUGAGGGAGAAAGAGAGCUCGAAAGGGAAAGGAACCACGUGUUGUUUGCUCGACACCUUCACACACACCACCACACACACCUGGGUAUGAGUUACAACCUGAUGUCUGGACAGUUUGAUAUCUACCAAGGUUUGAGCUCCAGGUCGCUGGUCUCCAGUCAGCAGGUGUCAGGACACUCCUCAGCAGGUGUGAUUAAAACUUUGGACCUGAACCCUGUACCCAUAACUGGGAAAUUAUUAAUUCAAUAUAUUCCCAUUGACAAGGAAGUAAAAAGUGAUGAGACAGCAGAUACAGUAUUAGAAACAAACUUUAUAUGUAAAGCACUUACUAUACACCAUUUGUGGAAAAUAAAACGUUGCCAACAUUCUAGGUAUAGAAACUCAGCAAUUCAUUUUUUUCAUAUUUAAAACAUGACAUAAAACAUGUAAAUAGAUGGUAGGUAUUUUCAGAUGUCAGUAAUUGAAAAUGUUCUGCUGGAAAGAUCUGCUCUUGGUUUUCUAGAAUAAAUUGGCCUUAAUAAAAUGCAAACAGAGAACAAAUGAUGUGGGGAACUGUCUCAUCUUAAAGACGUUCUGCUGUCUUAAUAAAUCCAACUUUGAACUGCUGCUCUUUGGGGAGAAGAACCUCACUGAAUAAAUGAUCCUCCGGUGGUGGAGUGUAUAGUAAAAUAAAAAGAGUAAACUAAUGCAGAUGGAACCAGCCAGGACGUUUGAGGGCAUAAUGUGAUGAUUAUCUGAUGCUUUUAUGAUUGUAGUUAACUGUAAAAGGUUGUGGGGUAGAAGAGAUUAACAGAAGUAAUGAAGACAGAGGAAGAACACAGCUCACCAUCAGAGGAGACCCCCAAGGAGAUCGCUUCAUUUCCUCCUCAUCCUGAGAAAACACUGUUUUGUUGCAUUGCAACAACACAAAUAGUUUUGGAUGCUUAAAUCAACUUAAUUCUGUCAUUUAGACUUUACCGUGAGCAAAACACAACAUUGAAAAAUCCUGUCAACAAAAUUAACGAAGGUGUAAUUUCAAUAAACAAAGGUGUAAUUUCAUCAUAUUUUUGAGGCUUUAGUUUGUCUCUUUUAUUGUAUUAGUUGCCUAGUGGGUCCCUCCUGUUGUGCCAAUGCUUAACUUGCAUCAUUUUAAUUUCUACAUAGGAACAGUAGAACAAAUAGUUUUGACUAAGUAUUUGGUAAACAAGUGGAGAAUUCAAACACAGUCCUAGGUCUGGUAUGGAGAUCCCCUAUAGCUGCACUUUAGCAACAGAAGCAUUAACUGGUGGAUAUGUAUGGCAUGCUUUUAUAUAUAUAAUACACAGUAUCAAAGAAACAUCCUUUAACAUGUUAAAACUUUGUUUCCUUCAUCCUCACUCUCUCCUGUUUUAAACAACUUCUUGUCAUGUUAUUAUGUCAGAUCUAAACACUUCAGCUGAUGUUGUUGGUCUGUCUCCAAAGGCUCCAGCUGGCAUCAAAAUCACCGCAGAAUCAAGAUCAGUGAGAACAGAAAUACACACAGUGUUAUUGAGCCUGUUUCUUCAGUCCCAGAGGGAUUUUCCCAUUGAAUGUAAACCCUGACUGGUUUCUCUCUGAAGUCCAGGAGAACUGAAUGUUCCAAAUGCACCUAAACAUCUUCAUUUUGUCUCUUUGUCUCCACAGACAGUGAAGGGAAGAAGUAGAACCAUGUGACCGCGUCUCACAUGAGGGAUGGCAGAUUUAUCAGACAUCAAUUCCUUGGUGUGGAAUAAGCUUCGCCUCGUUGAGAGGCAGGGAACAAACAAACAGAAAAACCUCUUUUAUUUCUUACUGCUGACAGCCACCGGUUUUAUAACACGUCACAGAGGAGCAGAUGAGGUGGUGAGGGACACAUCGCAGAAAAUAGACUUUUUUUUUUUUUUUUUUUUAAAGGUGGGACUUCUUGUAUAAACCCAGACGUCAUCGUUUUGAAAGAGGCACAUCCUAGAGCCCCGUGCACUCAGCUUUACCUCUGCUGUUGUGUUUAACUUUAUAAAAUGCACAUUUAUUGUAGUGUAACAUAAUGACGAUAUGACUGAAUGUAAAGGUAAUAACUAUGUGGAUCCUCUUUUUUUAAAGCCCUGUUGGGACAAAAACAGCAUUAGGAAGCUAAAAAGUGUAUAAUUACUGUUCUCAUUCUGAUAAUUGAAGUGGUCCUCCCUCCCUCAUAGUGCUGACACUACAUUUGUAUAACUAACCUGUACUUGAGUGUAACCAUGUUGAUUGUAUUGUCUUUAUGUGGGAGUAAAACCUUCACAUCAACCUACCCAGUGCCAUUUACGAACCCCAGUGGUGUAAAUAUAUUCUGUACAGAUUUAUGGCAGAGCAUUAACAAGCUUACUGUGUUGAUCUCCAUCAGCCAUGCAGGGAUGCAGGGGGCAAAGCAGGAGUAUCUAACACAAAGCAGAGCCACUAGCCUGUUUAUUACUCUCAUCAUCUUAUUUUUUUAAGUUACAUUUUUUAUGACAACCUCAUGUUUACUCGCUUUAACCGCCUUUUAGUUCAGAUGAAAAAGCAUUGAAUCUGAAAACGAUACAUUUUGUACUGAACAAUCAAAACCUCAGAUAUCAAACUUAAUUUUAGAAAAUUGCGAUUUGAUAAAAACUAGUCCAAAUUUAGACCAUGUGGCUAACACCUCAAAACCUUUAAAUUACUACCCUGACUGCUAGGUAUUCUUGCUAAUGUGAAAUGAAAUUGAUAAUUUUUUGCUGAACUAAAUGUUAAUUUAAUAGACAGCUACAGUAACAACAUGUUUACCGUACUUUAAAUUAAACUAAAGUCGGUAGUAUUUUUAAGGGAUGCUAUUCUACUACAGGUGCCUCUACCACGGCUAUAUUAGCUUGUCAGUUAGCGGGUAGCAUCUUAGCAGCGUGAUGUUUGGCAACAACAUCAAAAUAUAAAAAAAUUAUAAUAGAAACAAUAAAAUUAUUAUUUGUAUUUAUAAUUUUAAUAUGCAUAUUUUUUGUUAAUAAAACUGUUUAAGCAAACAUAAAUGGAGUGACUAGACUUGGCUAGCUGUUAGCUUGCAAGCCGAAUGUGCUAGCUGACACUCCUGGAUUGAGUUUGACACUUAUUUAUAUUUUACAAGGAAUAUUUCAAUCCUCUGGGGAGUUGACAGUAUAAAUUUAAAUAUUUGCUGCAGCUAAACCUGCUUAUGAAAUAAAUACUUAGCUAUUACUUAGCAUCUAUUAAAAGCUAGUUACACUACCUACAUCAGUUUAGCCUUAACCACACCUACUAGCAGGUGCUAAAGUGGUGCUUAAAUACUAUUUUUCAUUGGUUUAAACAAAACUAUAUCGUAAUUCAAAUUGUUUUUUAAAUCACAUUUUUAGGUCACUAUUGUUCUCAGAAACGUAGUGUUUUGUGAUAAAAGUUAUAAAGUGGAUUACAUUUAAUUAAACUAUUCAGUCAGUCAGUCAGUCAUUUUCUAGCACUUCUUCCACAGUGGGUCAUUGGGAAGCUGGUGCCCAUCUCCCACAGGCUAACUAUUCGGUUCAGUUAAAUUCAGUUUAUUUGCACAGUGCCAAAUCACAAUAAAUAUUGUCUUAUGACACUUUAUAUUAAGACCCAAUUUAAAUCCAGUUUAUAUUGUGUUCCAGAAAGUCUGAUUCUCAUUUGUAUUAAUUUAAGUUUAACAACAGCAUUAGUAAUAAUAAUAAUAACAUUUGAUUAUAAAUGAUUUACAAGAGCGUCCUUGACAAGACAGGCAACAGCACAAUUUAAGCCAAUUAGCAGUCUCUCAUCUUGAAGAAGCAUAGGGCAACAGUGGAGAGAAACAAUUCCCUUUAUUAGGUAAAACAUUAUCAUGUGUAAACUGCAAAAUUCCUAGUUUGCCUUAAAUUCCAACCUUUUUAUUUCAACUUCAAGUUUUUUUAAUCAUCAUUUCUCACUGACAUUACAUGCUGUGUUUUUAGUAUUACAGACAUGGACAAAAAUGUUGCCCAAAUAUUACGUUUUAACCUCAAUAUAAAGUUUAUUGAAAAAGCGAAAUAAGAAUCAGUGUUCAGCUGAUAUGUUUACAAACAGAUCAUACCUUCUUUGUUUAGGUAAACUAGGAAUUUUUGACCAAAAACCAAAUAUGUCACUUUGUUGUUUGUUACAAGACAGAGUUUAAUGCUUCAGUACUUUGUUCCUUUAAAUGUGUAAGUUGUUUGUUAGAACAUUUACAUGCAGCAGGACUGUAUUUUACAGUUAAGGAAGAAGAGUUUUUACAUGCAGCUUGUUAAGGUUUUUAUUGGUUGCAGCUUUACCUGAAUAUUUCAGGUUUGAAGAUGUUUUAUUUUUAUUACUUAUUGACAACUAGCAUGUUACAAGAAACAAUGGCUGACUCGAUAUCUGAUGAUGAUAAAUGGAUGCACAAAGUAAAUACUUUUGAAAGUGUAAGGUACAUAUUUGUGUUGUUAGUGAGUGUGGUGGAUGUUUUGCCUGUUUCCUGCUCCCAUUCUUCCUGAAAGCUAACUAGCUCACAGCAGAGCCUCUGAUAAACACAAUCAGCUUUUACCUCCAAAACUAUUUAUGUGUUAUAUGUUUAUCUGAACACCUCGGUGUACAAUUAUUUAACUUAAAAAAAAGCCUAAAAGAUGUUUGUCAGUAUCAAAAAUAAAAAGGAUGGUCAUAAACUUUUUCAUUUAAAAUAUCUAGUUUAUGCUCUUUAGUCAAUAUAAGGCCAAUUCUGUUAAAUUUGAACAGAGCUACUGGAAACACUACAGUAGCUGACAGUGGACUGAGUUCUGCAUGUUUUCUCAUUGAUUGGACAGUUAAAGGCAUUUAGCAGCACUUUCAUCCUUGCAGACCUCCAAACAUGCACCAUGAGGGACUUAACGAAUGUUAUUUUAAACUAAUCUUUAAAUUAUUAACUUCAUGCUUUUACAUACAGCAACAAUCUAAAGAUCAAAACAAGGCUGACAGCAAUCACCCCAAUACUCCAGCAUAUCUAUCAGCGGCUCUGCCUCACUAACACAACACCUUACCUUCAUAGUAUCCGUGGUCAUUUUAUUACUUGAAUUUAGUGCUAUGGACUCUGUUUACAAACUUCUGUCUACUUUUUGGAGACAUCAUUGUUGUCUCAUAGAGGCUGCUUGAUAUGUUGAGUUCAUCCGCCUGAUGUAUCCAGUAAAUAACGCUCAGAAACUGUAUAAACAUAAGUCCUGCUGUUGCUUUUUUAUACUGUAUAUGCCUUAAUUCAUAUGGUUGGCAAUCAUGAUUAAAGGAUGUUUAUAUAUA
Messenger RNA from Girardinichthys multiradiatus, 9627 nucleotides. It is a transcript of the gene znf608, whose product is annotated as zinc finger protein 608. The record is from RefSeq and is a predicted model, not a curated record. The transcript has 8 exons. NCBI's taxonomy places the organism in Eukaryota, Metazoa, Chordata, Actinopteri, Cyprinodontiformes, Goodeidae. Gene Ontology annotation, cellular component: nucleus. Gene Ontology annotation, biological process: regulation of transcription by RNA polymerase II. The coding region runs from base 208 to 4815 and encodes 1535 amino acids.